UUCCAUCAAAACUAGUCCAACAUGUCCGAGACCCGAUUGCAAGAAAGAGGUAGAAUCUACGGCUGAUAUCAUGCUCGGAAGUCAGAAUAUCAGCGAUUUGAUGGAUAUAUCACGUUUUGAUGACGUUAAAAAACAAAUUCCAGAAGAAAGAACCGAUAUUGCUUUGCGGAAGAGAAUGGAGAGAGCCCGGAAAAUAUAUAAACUUUCACCAUUAUU
Molecule: messenger RNA, 216 nt
Organism: Ambispora gerdemannii
Lineage: Eukaryota; Fungi; Glomeromycota; Glomeromycetes; Archaeosporales; Ambisporaceae
Source: the annotation of a GenBank genome assembly